AUGGCUCCGCCGCACAACCUCCCCCUUCACUCCUCACGCGGCUUCUCCAUCCGCGCAGCCGCGCGCCUCUCGGCGGUGUUAUCCGCCGCGUGCUGCGCGCUGCUUCUCGAUUCCGCCGCCUCCGGCGCCGCCCCCGCGUCGUCCCUAGUACCGUCCGCCCGGCACGCCGUUUCAUCUCUUCACCAGCCGGCAUCGGCCGACGAUGAGUCACCGUUGUCGUCAAAUUACGGCUCGACCGUCUUCCCUAGUACCGCCUGGUCGUUGCUACACCCGUUUCUCGACUUAGACAAAUCAGACAAUCUCAGCGGCGACUCGUCGCGAAUAGAACAGUCGCACGCGACGCGCUCUCCGCCGCAUCGCCUGCUCGUCGCACAGCAGCAGGCCAGCGUCGCCGCUGCCGCCGCGAGCGUCGCGACGAGUGCUCGCGUCAACAAGCCUCCGCCGCCGCCUCCGCCGCCGCCGCCGCCGCCGCCGCUGCGCGAGGUGGAGCUGGACUCGUGCGCGCUGCAGGCGCUGCUGCCGCAACUCCUCCCCCCCUCCCUCCUCGACCCCGCCUGCUUCAACCACCUCGCGCAGCCCUCCGCGCAGCACUCCGCGCUGCACUCCGCGCUGCACUCCGCGCAGCCCUCCCCCGCGCUCGACUCCCCCCCGCACGGCGGUGCGUCCACGUCUCCGCUCAGCGACAGCGCCGGCAGCGGCAGCGCAGCGGCUGCAGCAGCGGCGGCAGCGACAGGGGCGGCAGCGGCAGCGGCGGAAGCGACAGGGGGGGACAGCGACGAGCCUGAGACGGCGACGCGGAGGGAUCUGCUGGACGUGGCGCGCAACAAGUGGCGCGCCAGCACCGUGUGGGCGCCGCUGGACGCGGAGAGCAGCGCGCAAGGCGCGGGAGGCGCGGGGGGAACGGGGGGCGCGGGGGUAAUGGGGGGCGCGGGGGUAAUGGGGGGCGCGGGGGUAAUGGGGGGCGCGGGGGUAAUGGGGCUAACAGAGGGCGCGGGGGUAAUGGGGGGAACGGGGGGACCGGGACGAGCGGUGCCGGCAGCGUCAGCGUCGACCCUCACUCCCCCGAAUGAAGUGAUCACUGUGUGCCGCUCCGCUGGUCCAGCUACCAUCACCAUCAGUCCGGAUCUCAGUGGGCAGACCUGGAGAGGCUGGGGCACCUCGUUGGCAUGGACUGCCAACUACAUAGGGAAAUUACCUGACGACCAACUGACCACCCUGCUCGACCUGCUCUUCUCCCCCACCACGGGCAUCGGGUUCAACCUCGCGCGCUACCUGCUGGGCGCAAGCUUCAAUGCCACCAACAGCCCACAGCUUACCAAAGACACCUUCCACCAGACCAACCUCCCCGGCUACAAGCCGACACAGGCCGGCCCGUACGACUGGACGGCAGACUGGCGGCAGCGGAAGGUGCUGAUGGGAGCGGUGGAGCGCGGUGUAGAUGAGGUGGAGGCGAUAGCGUAUUCCCCCCCUUGGUGGAUGACCAUCAGUGGGGACACCGCGGGGAACGUCGGCGGCGCGUCGAACCUCUCACCGGAUAGGUACGGCGAGUUUGCCGAGUAUCUAGCAACCAUAGUGGAGCAUUUCCGGCGGGAGUGGAAUGUGACGUUCAGCACGAUGAAUCCGGCGAAUGAGCCGUUGGAGGGGUGGUGGCAGCAGGGGGGGAAGCACGAGGGGUGCACGUUUACCGCUGCUGAGUUAGAGAGGUUGUGCACGGCCGUGGCGCGUGCGCUAAAGCGGAAGAAGCUUCCGACGCAGGUCGCGGGGUUUGACAGCUUUGUCGGGUUCACGGUGCGAAACGCGAAGACGUGGACCGGGCAGCUGCUGUCCAGCCUGAAACGGAUCUCCGUGCAUGGGUAUGUCCCUCCACCGCCCACCACCACGGAUACCAGGGAGUUUAUCGAGCAGCUUUAUGUGUGGUUGGCAAGGGUGGGGAUGGGUGUGGGGAAGGAAGUUUGGGUUUCGGAGAUUGGGCCGAUGUGGGCGGGAGGCGAGGACACCGACGUUGGGUUGUUUCUAAUGCGAUCGGCGAUUCAGGCGAUCAACAUCAUGGGCGCUUCGGCGUGGAUUUACUGGCAGCCGAUCACCCCGGACCUCCCGACAAACCCUAAUUCGUUCCGGUGGGGGCUGCUCACGAUAAAGCACAACGGCGUUUCGGAUCCUACGGUCAUUCCGCUGGAAAUGUCGUUUUCGAAAAAGUUUUUCAUGAUGAAGCAGAUGGCGCGCGCGUCGCCACGAGGGAGCGUGCCGUUGAGGAUUGAUACGAGUGGCGGGUGCCACCACUGCAUUGCGUCGUUCUUCAACCCCGAUAAGAACUUCCUCUCAAUUUAUAUAGUGAACCAGGAUGGCGGGGACUACAGUGUAACGUUUAAUUUCGAGUUUUUUGGGCUGAUGGAUGGGGCGAGCCUGUGUGAGGUGGAGGUGCAGCGGACGUCUGAAAGCGAGGAUGCAGUGGUGGUUUCUACUGAUAGUUUUACUGAAAUGCCGCAGACUCUGCCUGGAGCCGCUUUGGUGGUGGUGGAUCAUACUGGACGUAGCCAGAUGGCCGCCAAGGCCUCCUUUCUCUUCGUCUGCCUCGCCUCCGCGGUGCUCCUCUCCGCUGCAUCUGCCACUCCCGCCGCAAACUCGACUGCUGCCGGCGCCAAAGCGACUCCCACCGCAAACAAGACUGCCGCUGCAAACGUGACUCACCCAAACCGCGUCGGAGCCGCCGGCGUGAGCCUAACGUUGACGAGCGCGAAGCGGAGCAAAGACAUGAGCCAGGGGAAGGAUACCACGUGCUCGUACUACGGCAACUACACCACCAACCCCUUCUUCGGCAAAGGCCUUACCGUGAAGCUUCCUCCCGCCGCCUUUCAACAGCGCUGCGGCGCGUGCUACAAGGUGAGCUGCGUGAACGACACGAAGCGGUGCCGCGACAAGCCCGUGACGGUGCGCGUGGUGGGCGAGGUGAAGUCAGAGAAUCAUCUGACGCUGUCCCGCGUGGCGUGGGGGAAAAUCGUGCAGGCCGACAUCGCCGGCGGGCCAAUCAACGUCACGUACGUGCGCACCAACUGCGUGUCGAUCGUGGGCUCCGCGGUGCGCGUGCGGCGGAACGCGACGGCGGAGAACUUGCGCAUUCAGAUGGUGGGGCUGGCGGGGCCCGGCACGCUACACCUCGUCGAGGUGAGCGCGGACGGCGGCAAGAAGUGGACGAAGCUGUCGCGCGACGGCAGCACGGCCGUGUGGGUGCUAUCCGGCGCGGAGGCGAAAGCGGUAACCGGCGCGAAGAAGGCGAUGAGCGUUCGCCUCACGGCGGGACACACGCUGGAAGUGAUCGUUCUCGCUGACGUCAUUCCCGCGGAUUGGAAGCCUGCGACGCUCUACCCUGCGAAGGCAAACUUCAAGAAGUUGAUGCCCGAAGCCAAGUAG
Molecule: messenger RNA, 3408 nt
Organism: Closterium sp. Yama58-4
Lineage: Eukaryota; Viridiplantae; Streptophyta; Zygnematophyceae; Desmidiales; Closteriaceae
Source: the annotation of a GenBank genome assembly